AUGAGACGCUCUCAUCGCAAAUCUCGUAAUGGAUGCUCUCAGUGCAAGACUCGCCACAUCAAGUGCAAUGAGGUUAAACCACAAUGCGCCAAUUGCCAACGUCUGGACAUCCCCUGCAGUUUUGCUCCCCAAGCAGCCUCCCAACCCGCCAGUCCACGUCAGAGCCUUGUCUCGCAUCUAUCAACUCCUCUCGGCACUCCGCCAAUCAUUCAACCCUCGACUCAGCCGCUAUGUCUUCUAGACUUGGAGCUGUAUCAUCACUUCAUCUACCACUACAGUGCUUCUUUGGUUCCAGAUCCCCAACUUCGAGCUGACGUCUUUGAGAAAGUCUUAGAGCAAGCCCUUUUCUAUGAAUUCCUCAUGCACAACUUUAUGGCCAUUUCAGCUUUGCACCUCUACUCACAGGAUCGAACUAGGUCUGAACUAUUUGACAGAGCUUGCUAUCUUCAAGGCGUUGCCAUUCAAAAAGUUCAGCCCGUCAUCGCGAACUUGCGUCAGGAGGAUGCUCUAGCCGCUAUGAUGUUCUCAAGCCACACCAGUGCGUUUGGUCUGGCUGAGUACAUGCUCAAUCCUCACCAUGAUGACACAGAUCCUAUUGACAAGAUCGUUGAGUGCUUUCAACUGAGCCGAGGCGUUAAGCUUGUUGUUUCGCCAUAUUGGCCUUACCUGACUCAGACUUGGCUCAACAAGCUCUUUAUGAAAGAGUCAAGUAAACAGGAUCGAAUUCGUACCACACUUGCCUCAGAAUUUCCCACCUACUCAAUGGUUCGGUCUCUAGCCUUCGGUCAAGACGACGCAAAUCGACGUAGGUGUUGUCUGGAGACGACCGAAGACAUCUUUACAUUCAUUGGCACUUCAUCACAACACUUAGACGAUUAUCCAACGUCUGCGCAUCUCAUCGAUCAGUGGGCUGUGGGACUACCCACAGUUUUCAAAGACAUGUUGAUUGAGCGACGACCUAUUGCUCUCAUUAUCCUAGCAUACUGGGCUGUUCUGACGAGCAUGAACCCACGGCCAUGGCACCUUAGAGGUCUGGCCGAAGUCAUCAUUGCACGAAUCGAUAUCAUCCUUGGUGACGAAUGGACAGAGUUUCUUCGCUGGCCCAAAGAAAGAGUCAUGGAGAAUGCACAGCGGAUGCCAGAAAGGUCGACUCGGUCACCACAUUUCGACAAUCGGAACGUUGACAAUCAAUUGGAUGGCAUGCAUCUCUCACAUGACCCGUCACUCAAUCAGACCAGCAGUGAUUCUCGAACUCUGCAGCCAUCGCCGCACAGUCUUGUGAGCAACCAGGCUAGCUCAUACACAAGCAACCAUCCCAGUCCGUAUGCUCCAGCCAGCGAUCAACCGAGUCCAUACAACACAGGCAGUAAUGUCCACAGCCCUUACAGCCAAGGCCCAUCGAAAGACUAA
Aureobasidium uvarum is the source of this 1410-nucleotide messenger RNA. The record is from the annotation of a GenBank genome assembly. NCBI's taxonomy places the organism in Eukaryota, Fungi, Ascomycota, Dothideomycetes, Dothideales, Saccotheciaceae.